AUGCAAGAAGAAGAAGAAUGUAAUGAAGAUGACGGGUGCGCGCUGGUACAAAUCCCCGAACGACGAGAUGCGGAUGCUAGUGUGUUCGCGGACGUGCUGCCUAACGAGCGCCUGCUCCGACUGCUCAAGGAGGUCAGUACGCCGUGUGCUGCGGUACGCAAACGGCGCGGAAUCAUGGAACGAGAAGAGUACGUCUCGAUGAUGCGCAGCACCAACCCCGAGCAGUACGAGUUGCUGCGCGAGAUUCUGCACCGUCAGACCACGCCGGGGCAGCCUCCGCUGCGGGUCUUCUUCACGGGCCCCGCGGGUUGUGGCAAGACCUUCGUGCUCAAGCUCGCCAUGGACGUGUAUAACCGCUGUGCGGACUGCUGCAGUGCCGUUGGUUGGGAAGACGGCUUCUCCUCAUCCGUCCCUUCCGUCUACAACGCGUACGUGAUCUGCGCCAGUACGGGAAAAGCCGCCGUUGCUGUGGGUGGAACCACCGUCCACAGUGCCUUCAAACUCGUGCGGGCUGCCCGUGGAAACCGACAGGACGCCCACCUCGGAGUCAUGGGGGACGGUGGACUCCGACCUAGUGACCUGAACACCUUCCGGUGUGCCUUCCGCAGAGUCAAGUGCGUCAUCAUACACGAAGUCAGUUUGAUGUCCGCCGACCAACUCAAACUGGUUGAUUGCCGUCUGCGCCAGAUCACGCAGCGACUCACCGAACCCUUCGGUGGACUGGACGUCAUCCUCUGCGGGGACCUGCGGCAGUUGCAGCCCUCCGACGUCACCUUCUCCGCGGUCCCCACCAAGAUCGGGGACGGCCACGCGCUCGAGCCCGAAGAAGUAAAGCUUCUCGAAUCCAGGCUCGUCACGGUCGAGGAAGCCGCCGAGCGCGCGCCCUCGGCCGUGCGCAUCUUCUACUCGAACGCCGAUGUUACGCGUUUCAACAAGACCGGGGCCCGUUCGCAGGACGACUUCGUGGUGCCUCGCGCGCGUGAUCGGUACCUCGAUUGCAAGACGCCGCAUUUUCUCGAGAUUGCCAAGCGCAGGGUUGCCCGCAUGGUUCCCAGCGAGUUUGCAAAUCUGCCCGGGGAAGUCAUGGCCGUGGUUGGCAAGCCCUACAUGAUGACUCAUAACAUCGAUCUCGUGGAUGGUCUGGUCAACAGUGCGGUUGGAGCCUUGCGCCUGUGUGAGCUCGCCGGCCCGUUGCUCGAUGAUGGAGAAGGAGUGGAUGAAGAAGGAGAAAGAGAGAAGGAUGAAUAG
Messenger RNA from Rhipicephalus microplus (southern cattle tick), 1248 nucleotides. RefSeq lists its product as uncharacterized. The record is from RefSeq and is a predicted model, not a curated record. NCBI's taxonomy places the organism in Eukaryota, Metazoa, Arthropoda, Arachnida, Ixodida, Ixodidae.